UCCUGGCUGAGCUGGAGGUUAGAAGCAGCAGACAGACUGAGUCUCAUUGAGAAGCUGAAAAAAAACAAGUUUACAAGUUUAACCUGUGUGUAUUUCUGGGUAACUGACUACUGUUCAAUAGCUGCAAUAAUGCCCAUAGUAAGUUCACUUGGCCCGCUGGACAUGUACAUCGAUAAGGAGGAGGGAGUUGCUCUGAAGGCUGAUAAUGGAAACUUCUUGAGUUGCAUAGGAACUAAUGAAUCGAUGUACCUUGAAGCUGCAAAAGCAAACAAAGACCAGUGGUGCAAAUUUCGAGUCACAAAAUCCCCAGAUGGGAAAGUCCUUCUACAGGACAAGAGGGGAAAAUAUCUGAGUAGAUACGAUGAGGGUGGCAUUCAGUACAUUAGACCAGUGAAGUCUUCCCCAGAUGAUUGCUGUAAAUUUAGUGUCUUUACUGACAACAAUAUGAUCCUCCUCAAGGCUGACAAUACAUUGUAUGUGAGUAGAAUACAGAGACAGAGACAGAAUAUCGAGGCAGCAAAAGAAGGGCCAGAUGAGUGUUGUAAAUAUGCUGUAAGCAUUGGUGAUGUUGUCGAACCAUCUUUCACAAUCGUCAGUAUUGAACUCAAAGAUUUUAACCCAGACCAAAUCAAAUCACCUACUGCUGUAACAGAACAAACCUACACUAACAAUACCAGCAUUAAUCAAAGCCACACUUUCAAACUGUCUUGGACUGACAAAACCAGUGAAACGACCACCUGGAACCAUGCUUGGGGUUUCAGUUCUUCAUUGUCUUUUGAUAUACUAAUUGCAAAGUGUAGUGCUACAGUUUCUUACAAUGGAUCAUAUCAGAAAUCGUCUACUUUGGAGAAGACAGUCACAGUGGCUGAUGAGACCACAAUCACUGUUCCUCCAAAGAAAAGGGUUGUGGCUAAAUUAAUUAUUAACAAAAAUGAUAAUGCUGUUGUUCCAUUUAGAGCUAAAAUUAAGAAAAUCGAUUGCAAUGGUGCUGAAACAAUCUUAACUGAAGAGGGAACUUGGAAAGGAAUUUUAUACACUAAUGUGACUAUUGAUGCAUCAGAACAGCCAGCAUAGAAGGAGGUUUAGGGACAGGCUUACUUUCAUAUGUUUGAUAAAUCAUUUUAUUUGAAUUGCAACAUCAGCUUUUUAGAAUCACAAACAGAUGCUGAAGAUACGUGAACACAAGUAUAAUUGUUACUAUUUUAACCUGUCAUAUGCUUUCAUUGCUUGAUCUUCUUAUUCUUACAUCUGAACAAUUUCCUCACGCAAGCUCUUGUAUCCCUCAGACUAAAUCUUAAACUUAAAAAAUUACAUUGUUGAUUUCAAAAAAGCUAACAACCACUUUAUUUGAUUUGAUUUAAGUUUCCAUCCAUUUUCUGAAUCUUCUACAUCCAGUAUAUAUGGUCACAGGGUGUCGGAUCACAUGACAGAUGCAUUGGGCAGCCAAGCCACAAUGACAUACACAUUGGGGGACCAACACAAAAACUACACAUCAUUCAAAAACAGCUUUGUCUACUUCCAUGAAAUUUUCAUGCAGUUUAAAAUGUAGGCUUUAUGAAGUUUCAAGAAUUGCAUUGAGGAGUCGUAUUCGGAGAACCAACACCACAAAAACCAGUCAUGACUCCAGAACAGCUGAGUGGAUGUUCAUGUGUGUAUACUACAAUUAACUCAACUUAACUUACAGAGUUUGUUUAGUUUCAAACAUUUCAUCAUUAAUAGGUGUUAGGGGAUAUGAUUUUAAUAUGUAGUAGAAGUAAUCAAGAUUGUUAUUUAGGAUGUUUUAGCUAUCUUUCUUUCCUUUUAAGUUUCUCUGUUAAAAUCAUUUUCUGAAUAAUGGAUGCAGCAUAGAAUUGUGACUUUGCAGCAUAGAAUUGUGACUUUUACAAUUUUUAUUUUGAUUUACUUGAACUUCUGAUCCUGAUAAAACUUGUAGUUAACCACAAAGAACUGGACAUGUCUAGCAGACAGAGGACAUUAGAAAGGAAAACCGCAAAAGGGCAAUCGGUCAACAUUUAAAUAGUAAACUGGUCCUUUUCCUGGACUUUCUUUCAUCUUAAAAGUGAAGUCCUUGAAUUGUUGACUACCUUUGAGUGUGUACUAAUAUAAUCUGUCAAAAUGACAUAGGGCUACUCACCUUGGUCCUAACACCCUUUAAAAUGUCAACAACUACAAGUGCAACCACGAAGAGGAAAAAAACACAAAGAUCAGAAGAUUCAUACUGUGCAGAAACGCAAGAGAAGAGCCUCACCGAACGCUGUCACACCUCAGCCAUCUGUGACAAUUCCUAGAAAUCACGGUGUGAUUUUUACCAGAAUUAUUUGCCUUUUUAUUUGCUUCUGAUUAUGGCAUAUUAAGCCUGUUAAAUCUAUAUUGAGUGAAUAAACAUUUCUUAUCUUCUCCGCA
This is a messenger RNA of Polypterus senegalus (gray bichir), 2403 nucleotides long. RefSeq lists its product as uncharacterized. Lineage: Eukaryota; Metazoa; Chordata; Cladistia; Polypteriformes; Polypteridae. Bases 130 to 1074 code for a protein of 314 amino acids. The transcript is spliced from 3 exons. The record is from RefSeq and is a predicted model, not a curated record.